GGACAAGUCCCUUGGAACUUGACAAACUGUCUGGUGGGCUAUCUUUUUUAUUCCUACCAGGUUGGUUAGCAAAAGGAUAUAAAAAUGUUGGACGCAGAUGGAAUCGAGCGAGACCCGGCUGCUACGCCGGAGGACUUUGUCAAAGCCAUUGAGAAAAGAGAGUUGGCACGGUUGCAAGUGUCGAAAGUUGACAUCUUCCUGUUUGAAGGGAAAAGGGUGUCUAAGUGGUUAGAGUUGCUGGAACAGAUUACAGGCGAGGCAUCUGAUGGAGACAAGUUCAAGUUUCUACCCAGAUAUGUCUGGUGGGAAAUCUGGCCCGAAAUAAUGAAGGUGGCUGCUGGAGCAAGGGGAGAUUGGGCCAAAUUCAAGGGAGAGAUGCAAAGACGUUUCAAGCUGGGGGAUGGCCUGCUAACAAAGGCAGACCUAAAAAUGUUACAGCGAGAUGAGUUCACUACUGUGGGGGCUUUCGCAACGGCGUUUGAAAAAAUGGCAAGAAAGGUCCCAGGGAUGGCAGAAGAAGAGCAGUGUGCAACAAUCCUUGAUAAAAGGAAAGACUUGUACGACAAUGGUGGACAGUGGCGCAGAGUUGAACCUCAUAAAGAAGGAACAUGCUUUGCGUUUAGGGAUGAAAAUAGAUCGCUCCGACAACGGGGUCUUGAUGGGGGCGAACAGUCGGUCAGUAUUCAUAGGGACCGCAUCAGCAGUGAUUAUGGAAAUUGGGAAAGUAAAAGUGGCCACAGAAGUGCAAAUGCGACAUAUCUCAAAAUACACGAACUGUACUAUUGGGAUGGCAUGGGACAAAUGAUUGAUGACUAUUGCAAAUCUUGUGUACCAUGUCAGGAGCGAUCCUCUCUUAGACCUAGGGAGCCGCUUCACCCGAGGUAUGUUCGUGAGGUUGGGGCAGUCGUGCACCUGGAUCUGUUGGCAAUGCCACUGGGAAUAGGGAGUUAUAAUUUUAUCUUUAAUGCGCGGGACAACCUCUCUGGUUUUGUAGAUGGCUGGGCCAUUCGCACAAAGACUGGUGAGACGUUGGCUCAAUGCAUCGAAGAGUAUUACCUCCAUUACCCCUUUGUCUCCAGAUUUGUGAUGGAUAGAGGGUCUGAAUUCACAUGUGCGGAAGUGAAGACACUUUUGAAGAGAUAUGGGGUAAUCGCCGAGUACACUACUGCAGCGCAUCCCCAAGCUAAUGCACCUGUGGAGAGAGGGCAUAGCACCAUCACAAAUCUUCUCGUCAAAUGGACUGAUGGCAGACCCAAUCAGUGGCCGAACUUUCUAAGGGUCAGUUUUUCGGUGGAUAAUAUCAUUGUCAGAAGAAGCACCGGCUACGCACUGGCUACGCUAUGGUAUGGCAAACAUGCAACAUUCCUUAUCGAAAGCUUCCUGAAGACUUGGAGGCGGCGAGACCUUGAGACUAAUUUGACAUUUGAGGAACUGCCUGAUUCAAGGGCACGUCAGAUUGGCGCUAUAGAGGACAAAAUUGAGGAAGCGGCGAGUAGGGUGGCUGACAAUCGUACCAAGGACAAGUUCAGGCUUGACACCGCUUGGGGCAGCCAUGCCAAGAGGGAGGGGAAGGGCAGGGCCAGUGGAAACCCCUUUGGGGGUGACCAGACAGAGGACGCAGACGAGGGCCAGGAGAGAGGACAUACCUCCAUUGAGUUGUUCGUGAUUGAGUUCGAGAGGCAUGCACAAGAGUUUGGAUGGGAUGGCACCAAGAUAUUAAGGGAGGUGCGAGGCACAAGCGAGUGGGUAGAGCCCAUUGCCAGACUUGUCAGAGAGUCGCUGAGCUGGCAAGACUGUGAGAGGGAGAUGGAGGGUUUGCACCCGUCGCCAGUGGGGAGAGAUGGACAACCCAUUCGAUUCAACUCCACUAAUCUGGGGGAGUUCCUAUGGGCCUAUGAUCGAUAUGCAGAUGACCUCAAUGUUCCAGGGGAGAAGAGGAUGGGGAGCUUCCUUCUGACUCAGAGAGAGGACAGGAGAAAGGAAGACAUAUCCCAAAGGCAUGAAAGAGAAGGAGGGUCAAGUGGUCCAGGCAUGCUUUCACAGCAUGCUCAGAUGGAUGUGGACUGCCCCAUGCCGGACAAGGAGCCAGACUCACCCCAUGAGCCACAGAUGCAGGAGUGCAAGGAGGACCAGACUGCCGAGGAAAAAGAGCGGGACAUGAUUGAGAGAGCAGCAAGAGAGAAAGAGAUCAGAGUCCAAUUCAGAUUGAAGAACUUGGCAGAAAUGAAUGAGAGGAUGCAGCAGGGAGAAGAGCCUGUGGUGGUGAAGGACAAAAGUGGGAGAUCUGGAGAACAUCAUCAGGAGAUGGGGUUUAAGUUAGUCUCUACAGACUUACUUAACCUGAGGGGUGUAAUGAAAGAAGGCUUUGCAGCAGCCAAAGCUUCGGAUCAGAAGGCUGGGGAAAGAUUGACGAAGGUGGCUCAAGAGGUAUAUGGCCAAAGAGUGGACUGGGAAAAAGAAGUUGAAGACUUGAAGAAAGGGUUGGAAAGGCAAAGCAAGGAGAUGGAGCCAGUAAAGGCAGACAUGGUGGAGAUCAGGGCAGAGAACGAAGCCGUCAGGCAGGUCAACCAGACCCUCAAUAAGGUGAAUGACGUCUUGAGGGCCUACUUGCAGGCACAACAGUUUUCCUUCCAAGCCAAGGAGGCUGAAUGGGAAAAGAGGAUACAGGACCUUGAGGCCAGGUAUACGCGACAGACCCCUACUGCAGUGGUAGAUUGGACAGAGGUCCAGGGGUUUGAGAUCAGGGGACAGACUGCGGAAGAUGCCUUCAAGUGCCAGAAGGAAGAAGAGAAGGUGAACCAACAAGAGGGUGAAGAAAUCCCCCUGAUAGACAAGGAGAUGUUGGAGCCACAGGAGGCACUAACUGGGAAGGACGCAGAGGGUGAGGAGUUUGAAUGGAGGAUGCCGGUGGGCCUGACACUUGGACAGGAGCCAGUGAGGCCAGAAGAGAGGCCACCAGGUGAGGCCAUGAGGAGUGAAGUAGUUCCACCUACAACUCUGGGAGAGGUUGUGAGACAACAGGAGGUUCAGGAGAGUAUGGGUCAGACCAUGGUGGGGGCCGAGCUGGGAGUGGAUCCGAGGGGUUGCCAGGAGUCCACCAUACCUCAGGAUAUGCCUCUUGUUGCAGGUUUGCGGGAUGCAUUAGGAUCGUGGGCCACUGGCUCUGGACCAGAGGGGCGAGUUGGUGAGCAGGUGGCGCAGACAGAUAACAUGGCAGCAUGUCCCACUUUCUCGAAGGUUCCGCAGCAGUGUCAGCAGGAGGUCACGAGUAAGGUUACGACAGCCCCCUUAUCUGUGCCCUCGCAGGAAGGAGACAAGGUGGAGCAGAAGAAGGUUGGAAGGUGUUUCUACUGCAAGAAAGGCAAACACCUACAGGAAGAGUGUCCCAAGAGCCUCAAGGAUGAGGCAAAGGGGUUGUUUACUUGGGACUCAUCUGGGGUACGAAGGGAUAGGAAUGAGAACCUGAUCCUGAAGACUCGUGGUGGGAUACAGGCGCAGUUGUAUAGGCAGCUGUAGGAGAGCGUGAGUGAUCGGGAGUAGGGUUCCUUAAUAAGGUCCGGAAAAGUCUAAAGUCU
Messenger RNA from Chara braunii, 3575 nucleotides. The record is from the annotation of a GenBank genome assembly. Lineage: Eukaryota; Viridiplantae; Streptophyta; Charophyceae; Charales; Characeae.